Bathycoccus prasinos is the source of this 1218-nucleotide messenger RNA. RefSeq lists its product with no specific name. The record is from RefSeq and is a predicted model, not a curated record. Bases 1 to 1218 code for a protein of 405 amino acids. The transcript has a single exon. NCBI's taxonomy places the organism in Eukaryota, Viridiplantae, Chlorophyta, Mamiellophyceae, Mamiellales, Bathycoccaceae.
AUGUUUGGAGGUCACAAACAACAAAAAGGAGGAUCCUCCUACUCCUUUUCAUCGUCGAACGUAACCAUAGACAACAAACACCCGGUGACUGAACGCGCGGAUUCUCUCUCCAUGAGCGGAUCUCCUCCUCUUCAACAACGUCCCAAUUUUGUCGAAGAAGAAGUCGUCCAAGAAGAAGAAGAAGAAGAUGUUCUCGUGGUAAAAAUGAAACAGAAAGUGCGUUUAUUAAAGCAAGAACUGAAAGCGAAAGACGACAUGCUGGAAGCGGUGCAAUCGCAAGCGAAACUGGACAUCGUGAACGCGCGGACGCGAGUGGAUUCGAUCGAGGAAAAACGGGAAGAGUUAGAGGCGAGAUGCGCCAAGGCGGAGAAAUUAGCGUUGGAACGAACGAACGCGUUGGAAACGGCAAACAAAAAGUUGAAAGAGGCGGAGAGGAGCGCGAAGGUGUUCAUGCAAAGAGCGAACGCGAAGAUUUCCGAGGCUUUGAGAGAAAACGAUUCCGCGGAUCAAGGUCCGUCGCCGUCGUCGUCGUCGUCAAAAGUUGAACGAAAAAUGACGCCGUCGAACUUGUCUCUGCAAGAGAAGAUAUUACGCAUCGAGAGGCAACAACAGAUGGACGACGAGGAAGGAUUACUCAAGAAGAACAGUAACAGUAAUACUAAAAAGAAGAAAAAGAUCAAUAAAGAAGAGAGUUCGUCGAGUCUGGUCGCCGUGAAUAACGACGACGACGAAGUAGAAGAAGAAGAAGAAAACAAAGAAGAAAACAAAGAAGAGGAAACAAAGAGUGAAAAACAAUCAGUAGAAGAAGUAGAAGCGCUGCGAUGGGAAAUCCAACAGUUGCUCACGCAAAACGCCGACGCCGCGCGUUCGUUUCAAAACAGCUUAGAAAUCGAGCGAAACAAACGCAGAGAUGCAGAGGAAAGAGCGGAGAUAAGUGAAGCCACGUGCGUGCGAUUACAAUCCGAGUUAAAGUCCAAAGAAUCUUUGCUCAAAAUGAUGGAAAAAACGUCAUCGACGUCGAUGAUGAGAACCACGUUUACCGCCGCCUUACAAACGCGAACGCUCAACACCACGGAAAAGAAUAAGAAGAAUCAACAUUUAGUGGACAACAAGUUCGACGAUGCGGAAGAGGAAGAUUCCGAUAAAGACGAAAUCCCUCUCUUUUCUUCGCCGCCCGUGCUCAAAUCGCCAAUUCCGCCGUUGGUCAGCAGAAAGUAG